Molecule: messenger RNA, 210 nt
Organism: Protopolystoma xenopodis
Lineage: Eukaryota; Metazoa; Platyhelminthes; Monogenea; Polystomatidea; Polystomatidae
Source: the annotation of a GenBank genome assembly
AUGUCUCGUGGACUGCGUCAAUAUGAGCGUGGUAUUAAGGCCAAACGGCCUCAGUACAACAAGAAUCAGCCGUCCUCUUCUAGACUGGCCUUCCUUGAAAUUCACAUCUGCCCUGUGACUCAGGGACACUCAUGGCAAUGUGGUCGAGUGGUUACCAUCUUAACCUCCCAUUUUGCACUUUCACGGUUCGACUCCCGCUGGGAGUGUUGA